Molecule: messenger RNA, 2944 nt
Organism: Phacochoerus africanus (Common warthog)
Lineage: Eukaryota; Metazoa; Chordata; Mammalia; Artiodactyla; Suidae
Gene: ASB2
Product: ankyrin repeat and SOCS box containing 2
Exons: 11
Coding region: 510-2402 (630 amino acids)
Biological process (GO): intracellular signal transduction; positive regulation of transcription by RNA polymerase II
Cellular component (GO): nucleus
Molecular function (GO): transcription cis-regulatory region binding; protein binding
Source: RefSeq, a predicted model, not a curated record
AAGCUCCGAGAUGCUGUCUGAAGUCAAGUCCGCAAUUGAUGUGCCUGGGAGGGACCAGCAUCGCCGCUCCCUCGGUGCGAGCUUUAAACAGGAAAUCUGAGAUUCAGAACAUCUUAUAGUUUGGCUUGCCAUCGCUGGUCAUGCGGUGGGCCCGAAAUAAACUCCCUGCUUCAAAGGAGAGUGUUUUGGAAUUGCCUGGCAGAGCAGCCAGAAGCCCAGGGCCAGGGCAGAAGGAAAACUCAGGAAGCAUGUUCUGAAUUAAGACACUCUCCAGAAAAAUCUUUUUUAUUAUCCCUGAACUGUACCCUUGUUUCAGAGCCUAACAGGUGCCCAGCCGGAUGGGGAUGCAGUAUUCCCCCUGCCUGCUCAGAACCCUCGUGGGUGCCACGUGCUUGGAUGGGCAUUCCUGGAACUCCCAGAGCGAGCAUUGGAUUUGAGAGUUUUCUGAUUUGAUGCUUGCUCCUGCCCGCUGAGUGUCUCCUGGAGGCUGAGGUGAGCGGUGGAAGAGGAUGGCCACGCAGAUCAGUGCUCGGGGCACCCAGCCUGCCAUUGGACAAGAGGAGUACAACCUGUACAGCAGCCUGAGCGAGGAUGAGCUGGUCCAGAUGGCCAUUGAGCAGAGCCUGGCAGACAAGACUCGGGGCCCAACCGCCACUGAGGCUGCUGUGUCCACACGUGUCAACCGCGAACCUGCCCACUUCUACCCCUGGACCAGGUCCACUGUGUCUCCCGAGAGCCCACCGACCUCGGCCCCCAAGGGCCUGUUCCACGAGGUUAUGCAGAAAUACAAGUCCUCCAGGAUGGCGCCCGUGGACCCUGUGCUAAAGGCCAUCAAGGAAGGCGACGAAGAGGCCUUGAAGGCCAUGAUCAAGGCGGGGAAGAACCUCGCAGAGCCCAACAAAGACGGCUGGCUGCCGCUGCACGAGGCAGCCUACUACGGCCAGCUGAGCUGCCUCAAGACGCUGCACCGAGCAUACCCAGCCGUCAUUGACCAGCGCACCCUGCAGGAGGAAACGGCCCUUUACCUAGCGACAUGCAGAGGACACCUGGACUGCCUCCAAUCCCUGCUCCAGGCUGGGGCCGAGCCCGACAUCUCCAACAAGUCCCGUGAGACACCGCUCUACAAAGCCUGUGAGCGCAAAAACGUGGAGGCCGUGAGGAUUCUGGUGCAGUACAAAGCGGACACCAACCACCGCUGUAACCGAGGCUGGACAGCUCUGCACGAGUCUGUUGCUCGCAAUGACCUGGAGGUCAUGGAGAUCUUGGUGAGCGGAGGUGCCAAGGUGGAAUCCAAGAAUGCCUAUGGCAUCACCCCCUUGUUCGUGGCCGCCCAGAGUGGGCAGCUGGAGGCACUGAGGUUCCUGGCCAAACACGGCGCUGACAUCAACACGCAGGCCAGCGACAGCGCGUCCGCCCUCUAUGAGGCCUGCAAGAACGAGCACGAGGAGGUGGUGGAGUUCCUGCUGUCGCAGGGCGCGGAUGCCAACAAGGCCAACAAGGACGGCAUGCUCCCGCUGCACAUCGCCUCCAAGAGAGGCAAUUACAGGAUCGUGCAGAUGCUGCUGCCGGUGACCAGCCGCACGCGCGUGCGCCGUAGCGGCAUCAGCCCGCUGCACCUGGCGGCCGAGCGCAACAACGACGAGGUGCUCGAGGCUCUGUUGAACGCGCGCUUCGACGUGAACGCGCCGCUGGCACCCGAGCGCGCGCGCCUCUACGAGGACCGGCGCAGUUCCGCGCUCUACUUCGCCGUGGUCAACAACAACGUGUAUGCCACCGAGCUGCUGCUGCUCGCCGGCGCCGACCCCAACCGCGAUGUCAUCAACCCCCUACUGGUGGCCAUCCGCCACGGCUGCCUGCGCACCAUGCAGCUGCUGCUGGACCACGGCGCCAACAUCGACGCCUACAUCGCCACGCACCCCACCGCCUUCCCCGCCACCAUCAUGUUCGCCAUGAAGUGCCUGUCGCUGCUCAAAUUCCUCAUGGACCUCGGCUGCAACGGCGAGCCCUGCUUCUCGUGCCUGUACGGCAACGGCCCGCACCCGCCUCCCCCGCCGCCCUCCAACAGGUUCAAUGACACGCCCGCCACGGAUAAGCCGCCCGGCGUGGUCCAGUUCUGCGAGAUCCUGUCUGCCCCGGAGGUGAGCCGCUGGGCGGGGCCCAUCAUCGACGUCCUCCUGGACUACGUGGGCAACGUGCAGCUCUGCUCGCGGCUGAAGGAGCACAUCGACAGCUUCGAGGACUGGGCUGUCAUCAAAGAGAAGGCAGAACCUCCGAGACCUCUGGCUCACCUCUGCCGGCUGCAGGUUCGAAAGGCCAUCGGGAAAUACCGUAUAAAACUCCUGGACACGUUGCCGCUGCCAGGCAGGCUGAUUAGAUACCUGAAGUACGAGAACACCCAGUAACCGGGCCACGCGGGAAGGAGCGGCUCCUCUGACGGUUCCACUGAGUCUCAGGACAGCGGUGUCCCCAAAGCUAAGGGCACCUGGUGAUAGAUGAGGCCGGGGCUGCCUCCCUCUCAGCUGGGGCUGCUGCUGUGACCUCACCAGUCUCUGGGCCAGUGCUUUGCCCAGAGCAGAAGACAGAUGUAUCAAGGAGGAGAAAACCCACAUUAAUUCUCAUAUGAAUGAGAUCCCAGGGCGUCUCUGCCAUCAGGAAUUGCAGAAAGCUGCAUUCCUGGGGCCGGGGCCCCGGGGCCAGGGCAGAACUCAGGGUGGUCUGGGGAGAGCAGAGCCAGCCAGGAAGCCCUGGCCCCAACUCUGAGCUGUGGCUGGAGAACUUUCCUAGACAACCUCACUGCAGGGUCCCCAUGUCCCUCCCUCUUUGCUCUGUGAAACUCUCCUCUUGACUCUGAGCUUUCUCCCCAAAGCCGUGGCCCGAGGGGGUGGGGUGGGGAGACCUCAGCCCAGAGGGCUUCCUUAGGUACAAUAAAUGUCGCACAGAUGGC